CAAGAAUUCUGGCGGGACACCGUGUCGUGUAUGACCUUUUGUUUUUCAAAGUGAGCACUCCAAAUAUUCAUGAGUGGAUUCGUUUAGGAUGAAUGGAUUUGAUGUUGGUGAACAUAAGAGGGAGCUGAAGGACUUCAGUCUUUGUUUCUAUACAUCAGCAGCUAGUUUUGUACUCUGCUUGUUUUUAUUUUAUUUUGUGAGCCCAAGAUUCUCAGCACGGAUCUCCUCAGGAUACUGCGAGCUCAGUGUUGCCAAAAAAACUGACUGGGACACAAGGAUCGGUUCAAAUUUGCAUGCAGUGGUUGUCAGCACAAUCAGUUUGUAUUGCUUCAUAUUUGAUGUGGAAACAGCUUCCAAUCCAAUCAAAAAUGAUGGUGUGUUAGUAAGAGUUGGAGUAGCUAUUACAUUGGGGUACCUUUUAGCAGAUUUCCUUAUCAUAGUCUGGUCCUACAAGUACAUUGGAGAUUUGUUUACUUUGGUUCACCACCUCAUGGCAAUAUCAGCAUAUUAUUUUGUUGUGGUCAGUGGGGUUUUGCCUUACUUUGCUAAUGUUCGUCAACUUGCAGAGAUCUCCACCCCAUUUGUGAAUCAGAGGUGGUUUUUUGAUGCUGUUGGUCAUCACAGGUCAUCUAGCAGCUUCAUCAUCAAUGGAUAUGUUAUGGGUGCUUCUUUCUUCUUCUGCCGUAUACUAAUGAUGCCCAUUUACUAUUACAAGUGUUAUUUGGUCUGGGGAAGUGAAGAACAACUGCAGCUGGGUGCACUUAUUAAUUUUUUCUGGAUUUCUACCUGCAUUGUGCUGGACAUAAUAAACUUAUAUUGGUUUACCAAGAUAGUUAAGGGUGCAAUGAAGCUGACUCAAAAGCUUAAAGAUCGUAAAGACUGACAAUGAAUUAUGUAAAUGUUACAAUAUUGGAUACUUGUUAUAUCAUGUGGCCCGAGUUGUGUGAAGGGCAGAUGAGGCUAUCCACAGGAUAAAUUACUGCUGAUGGAUAGCAUAGUACAUUUAUUAACACUUAUUUGCUGGAUAGCGAUUUAUUCAGUGGUUAACACUAUCUGCCUUUUGAACAACUGGGCCUUGAUCUUUAUGCAAUUUUUUAUGAAUUCCAUGUUCAAUUUUCACUGCCUUACACCCACACGUUCAUUGAUCCCCGUUUUUUGUUUUCGUUUCUUUGUUUGUUUGUUUUGUUUUUUGUUCGUUUGUUUGUUUUGUUUGUUUGGAUUUUUGAGAGCCAACUGUUUUUUCCUUUUUUUAUUUCCACUUAUUGUGGAAGAAUAUAACGUUAGCUAUUGUUAGUUAUUGUCAAUCUGUCUAGAUUUAGGAUGAGUGUUUUAUUUGUGUAUGGGUAAGCGAAGAUCUGUGUGGAUUGACCUACGUGAAGGCUAAAUAAUAUAUUACAAAGAUAGAAGAAAACCCUAAUUUUUAUGAAUUACUUACUUUAUGACAUAGCAUUUUUUAUGUACAAUUUCUCUAAAAUUCAUUGCAAAUUAU
Messenger RNA from Pocillopora verrucosa, 1489 nucleotides. Its product is annotated as TLC domain-containing protein 4. The record is from RefSeq and is a predicted model, not a curated record. Gene Ontology annotation, biological process: lipid homeostasis. NCBI's taxonomy places the organism in Eukaryota, Metazoa, Cnidaria, Anthozoa, Scleractinia, Pocilloporidae. Gene Ontology annotation, cellular component: endoplasmic reticulum; membrane.